Messenger RNA from Leishmania braziliensis MHOM/BR/75/M2904, 909 nucleotides. Its product is annotated as peptide chain release factor-like protein. The record is from RefSeq and is a predicted model, not a curated record. Gene Ontology annotation, biological process: translational termination. Gene Ontology annotation, molecular function: translation release factor activity. NCBI's taxonomy places the organism in Eukaryota, Euglenozoa, Kinetoplastea, Trypanosomatida, Trypanosomatidae. The transcript has a single exon. The coding region runs from base 1 to 909 and encodes 302 amino acids.
AUGCUCGACAUGACCAAGGAGGACAUCGCCACGCUCACGGACCAGCUCCGCUUGCUGGAGGGUGAGAUUAAUGCGGUGAUGGAGCGCCGGAUUGGGUCUGAUGAUAUGAUAGGGUCCGCAACGAGCGUUUGGAAUAUCAACGUUGAAGGGAAGGCUGGUGGCGAAGAGGCGAGCCUGUUUGCAGCAGAGCUGGCGGAAAUGUACCGCACGUAUGCGAUGGAGUUCUGCAAGUGGGAGGUUUGCCCAGUGGCUAUGGACGACGGCAGUGAAGCCUGCAGCUCGAACGAGUUUCAGGUUCGUGGGGAGGGAGUCUAUCGAAACAUGCACCACGAGAUCGGCGUGCACAAGGUGCAGCGUGUACCGGUGACGGACGCCACAGGAAAGAUGCAGACAUCCACCGCGGUUUUCACGCUGAUGCCGGUGCUGGAUCCAGUGUCGGUUGAUGUUCACGAGAGCGACUGCAAGAUCGACUUCGUUCGCGGCUCUGGCCCCGGCGGACAAGGCAUGCAGAGCAGCUCCAACUGUGUGGUGCUUACGCACAAGCCCUCUGGUAUAUCUGUCAAGUGUCACCAAUGCCGCUCGGCUCUUGGAAACAAAGAGCUUGCAUUGCAGAUGGUAGCGCAGCAGAUUCUGGCACGGCGUGUGAAGGAGCAGAAUAGCUCUCUGCACAAAGCUUGGCAGAACCAAUGGAGCAGCGGGGAGCGCUCUGACAGGAUGCGAACGUACAAUUACCCGCAGAAUCGCGUGACGGACCACCGGAUUGGGAAAGACUAUGCGCUGUCCUCAUUCAUGGAGCGUGGCAGCGGCUUAAAGGCCCUCCACGACGAGCUCAACGACAUCAGCGAUCGAGAGCAGAUGACGAAUGUUCUUCUCAGGCACAUCAAAGACGGCUUUGGUAGCGCUGUAUAG